Molecule: messenger RNA, 3232 nt
Organism: Herpailurus yagouaroundi (jaguarundi)
Lineage: Eukaryota; Metazoa; Chordata; Mammalia; Carnivora; Felidae
Gene: SRSF12
Product: serine and arginine rich splicing factor 12
Exons: 5
Coding region: 189-929 (246 amino acids)
Molecular function (GO): RNA binding
Source: RefSeq, a predicted model, not a curated record
CCGGGCCCCGCGCCCGGGAGAUCGGUGCCCAUCCUCUGCUUGAGGACCCGCGGCGCGCAGGCUUCUGCUUUCCCUGUAGCCAGGGUGCCUCCCCGCCCCUGGCCGAGAGUGUUUUCCCUCGGGCCAGUGCCUGCGAUUCGACUCCUUUGUCGCCGUGCCCCGAUAAAGCUGCGCGUCUUGUGUCCUAGAUGAAGAGGAAUUGGGGAUGGCCUGAGGACUUGCGCCGUGAGUUUGGUCGCUAUGGCCCUAUAGUAGACGUUUACAUUCCACUUGACUUCUACACCCGCCGCCCAAGAGGAUUUGCUUAUGUUCAAUUUGAAGAUGUUCGCGAUGCUGAAGAUGCUCUUUAUAACCUCAAUAGAAAGUGGGUAUGUGGCCGUCAAAUUGAAAUACAGUUUGCACAAGGUGAUCGAAAAACACCAGGCCAAAUGAAAUCAAAAGAACGUCACCCUUGUUCUCCAAGUGAUCAUAGGCGGUCAAGAAGCCCCAGCCAAAGGAGAACUCGAAGUAGAAGCUCUUCAUGGGGAAGAAAUAGGAGACGAUCUGAUAGCCUUAAAGAGUCUCGACACAGGCGAUUUUCUUAUAGCCAAUCUAAAUCUCGCUCCAAAUCACUACCAAGGCGGUCUACCUCAGCAAGGCAGUCAAGAACUCCAAGAAGGAAUUCUGGUUCUAGAGGACGGUCAAGGUCCAAGUCGUUACCAAAAAGAUCCAAGUCAAUAGGAAAAUCACAAUCAAGUUCACCUCAAAAGCAGACUAGCUCAGGAACCAAAUCAAGAUCACAUGGAAGACAUUCUGACUCCAUAGCAAGAUCCCCUUGUAAAUCUCCCAAGGGGUAUACCAAUUCUGAAGCUAAAGCACAAACAGCAAAACACUCUCAUUUUCGAUCACAUUCCAGAUCUCGGAGUUAUCAUCAUAAAAACAGCUGGUGAACAGCAGCAGAAGAGUGCUACAUAGUCUUGAAUAUAAGUCAUUAAACCUCUCAUUAUGCUAAAUAAAAAUUCUUCAAGGCUUAUAGAAAAUGUGAGUUACUUUGGGCAUGUGCAACAAAUAAAGUCUCUCUAGCUUUGGGUUAAUAAAGAUUUGGUCUCAAUUUAAAGGGCCCAUACCACAAAUUAUGAUGUGUCUGAUGUCACCAUUUAUGGACCAUUUUUUGUUUACCUUGUGGCAGAAUGGUACUUUUCAAAAGAAAUGGGUAAAAUGAAAUUAAUAUAGAAAAUUCUACUUGGAUAUUAAGUAUUAGUAAUACUGAUACAUUUUACAUAAAGAUUUUUUACUUUAAAGCACUUUUACUUUCAUGUAAAAAAUAACGACUGUAUAAUUGCAAAGGGAAGACUUAAACUAUUUGACACCUUAUGUCUCUGUUGUAUCUUCUCUUUAAACUUGGACCAAUUCCUAGUGGCUGUUAGUUCAUAUUACAAAAUUCUGACAUUCCUAAAAGAAGAAUCUAUAUAGAGAUCAAGAAUUCAAAAGAUACAUUCUCUCCUGAGCUCAAAAAAGCUUUUAUUUUUACCAUGUGGAACAGUAUAAAGUUGACAUUAAAUUACAUCCUGUACUGUGUUCAUUCACUUCAGAAAUAUCAAAACAUAUAAAAAAUACUGAAUUUUGAAUGGUUGGAGACUACUCUAAAACUUGUAUACAGCACUCAUAAUCCAAAAAUACUCAUAUUAAGCCUUAUACAUUUGAAGAGUAGUGGUACAUUUUGUAUAAAAAUCAUAUUUUAUAACAUUAUUUCUACAUACCUACUUUUCAUCUACUGAAUUUCUUCUUAGAGCUCUAGCUCAAGACUUUAAAUUGUGUAGAAUAAGUCCUAUUAUUUUUGAAAGUGUUUAGUAACUUGUAGUAAGGAAUUCAAGACUGCAUCCUCUAUAAGCUUUGUGGUAUUCAGAUUUACUUUACACUGCCCUUCAUUUUUAUAAACCAAAUAACUUUAUUAUUGCUUUUGUAGUUGUUAAAACUGAGAAUUUCUUUAAAAAUGUGUUUGUAGUUUAUGUUUUUCAGAGGGUUUUGGUAGUAUUUGUGAUAAAAUGGUUUUGCAUAUGAUUAUUAUAGGGAAUAUAUUUAUAGAGUUCUACUUGUGUACUUUGUUGAAUUAUAUUGAAAAUUAAAAGUUCUCAGUCCAUACAGUUAAUAUUUGUAUCUAGAGUGCAUAAGAAAAAUCUGUCUUCUAUUUUUGGCGUAUAGAAGCCAGUGUUGCUUCUAUUUUUUUUUUUUUUAAUACAAAUUCCAUUUUUCUUUGCGUUUUAGACCCUAUGUAAGAAACAGCUUUACAAAAUAAUAUGCUGGUGAUAUUUGGACAAGUACCAUAAAUUCAUGUAUACUGUACAGUACUUUCUGGAUACAUUUUCUCUAAUCAUAGUAGAAUUUGUUUCAAAACUGCAACUCUUUGAAGUGUUCAGCUGUAAUAAAAUUUAGUUAUAAAAUACAUGGCACUGUUGAAAAUCUAAAGGAUAGUCCAAAGAAAGACAAAUAUUAAUAGUAAUGUUUUAUAUUUUCUGAAUAAAUGUUUGGGUUUAUCCACACACAUACGCAAUCGUUUGAAAUGCUAAGUAAGAAUUGAUUAUAGUGUCUUUACUUUUCAUUUAAUUAUAUCUUAGUAAAAAGUUAAUACAGCAAUUUCUUUUUUCUUGUUUUUAUUUUUUUCAUAUGGCAGUGUUUCUGAACAUGCUUAUCCUUUGAUUUACCUCUGAUUUGGUUUUCCAUUGUAAUCUUUAGGCUUCUUAGGAGGAUCCUAUUUGAUUUGAUGGAAAAACUGGAAUAAUAGUUCAGACUUUUUUGAGCAUUGACUUGACACUGCUUUAUAAGUUUUAUAUGAUUCACUCAUAAUCACAACAGCUGUAUGAGAUAAAUACCACUGCAGAUAAGGAAAGAGAGAUGCAGAGAGGUUCAGUGAUUGCAUUAGGUCACACAGCUAUUAGAUUUUGGGAGUCGUUGGUGGCUGGACUCCACACUGCCUCUCCCUGUUAUGCUUUUUGGAAGAAGUCUUUGACAGAUAAUAUGCUAAACUAAGAUAAUGUUUAGAGGGAAAGGAGAAAAUAGAAUUAGGAAAAUAAAUGAUUAUAAGUGAAAAUGGGUUCUGUGUCUUAGUGGAAAUUGACACUUGUGCUAGUUCCUUGAGAAAUUGUCUUCUGGGUAUAUCUCUAUUCAGGAUUCACUUUGGUUAUAGCAUUGUUUCUUGAACCAUUUAAGGGAGGAUACUUAUGGGUGAGAUUGUUAAUAAAGCAAAUGUUUUACA